AUGCCACUCCAAUCAACACUCAACCUCAUCAAAGACAACCCACUGAAUGCAGCGCUACUAGCCGGUGUGGCCUAUAUGAUCUAUUCCCUCGCUACAUCAGGAAGUUCAAAGGCUGCUCCAUCACAACAUCCAACCGUCAUCGAACUAAGGAACUAUACACCAAUCGAACUCCUCGAAUACGACGGCCGCAAAUCGAAAAAGAUAUUCAUGGGUGUUAAUGGACGGGUAUAUGAUGUCAGUCGUGGCGCCAACUUUUAUGGACCAGGUGGCCCGUAUGGAAACUUUGCAGGCCGAGACGCAUCGCGAGGUCUAUCAAAGGGGUCGUUUGAUGAAGACAUGCUGGUAGAUCCUGCUGGAAGGAUUGAUACGUUGGAGAAUCUGAGUCGUGAUGAGUGGGAUGAGUUGCGUCAGUGGGCUGGGCAUUUCCAGUCGAAAUAUGAUCAUGUUGGCUUCUUGGUUGAAAACAGUUCCUCAUAA
Messenger RNA from Synchytrium microbalum, 477 nucleotides. RefSeq lists its product as uncharacterized. Bases 1 to 477 code for a protein of 158 amino acids. Gene Ontology annotation, cellular component: membrane; endomembrane system. Lineage: Eukaryota; Fungi; Chytridiomycota; Chytridiomycetes; Synchytriales; Synchytriaceae. The record is from RefSeq and is a predicted model, not a curated record. The transcript has 4 exons.